CCUAUUGGCUCUUAAGAUAGACCUCGCCCAUCAAUUUUCACAGAAGUUCAAACACAAGAUGGCGGGCGUUGUACUGAGACGUAUAAGAAGAAGAUGUACUGAGAUUCAAAGAGCAUUUAAUCAAGGAUCUUUGGGCCGAACAGAAGUUUACGCUAUCAACAGCUCUAUAGCUAACGUAAGAAGGGUUGGAGAUACUAUUGGCGCCCAGGCUGUGCAGGAUAUAGUUCAAAGUCUCACUGAUCUCAGAUCUUUCAUCUCCGGACCUCAAGCUUCAAAUGCCCUACAUACUGGUUUCCAUGCAGCACACCUUGUGCAUUCAGGAAGACGAGGAAGACCUGCUCUUGACAUAACGAGGGGGCAAAUUGAGCUGCUCCUAGGUCAAGGUUUUACCGUGAGAGCAAUGGCAAGGAUGUUGGGCUGUUCCUCCUCAUUCCUUCAUAAAAAAAUGAUGUCUUUAAAUACUUCAGCAAGGAACAGAUUCACUACCAUUAGUGAUCCUGACCUAGAAGAGCAUGUCAGGAGACUCCACAACCAGUUUCCUAGAUCAGGUUCAGAACACUUUCAGAUGAUGAGGGCAUACCUACACGCAGAAGGGAUUGUGGUACAAAGAAGAAGAGUUAGAGAGACUCUAAAGCAAAUCGAUCCAGCUGCAGCAGCACAGAGAUGGGGCCAGACUGUGGCUAGGAGAACCUACUAUGUGCCCUUUCCUAACAGCUUGUGGCACAUAGAUGGCCAUAUGCGUCUCAUUCGGUGGGGGCUUGUGACACAUGCCGGAAUUGAUGGGAACUCCAGACUCGUAACUUUUAUCAACUGCGGCACUGACAACACAGCUUUGACAGUGCUAACCCAUUUUGUUCGAGCUACCUGUCGGUAUGGGUUACCAUCCAGAGUCAGGUCUGACCACGGCGGGGAGAACACUCUAGUUGCCCUCUUGAUGAACCUUCUACAGGGAAACGGAGAAGUGAGGCACAUUACAGGCCAAUCUGUACACAACCAACGUAUUGAGCGUCUUUGGAGAGAUGUUUUCCAGCAGGUUGUGCACUAUUUUUACACACUUUUUUAUUCCUUUGAAGAUGAACAAAUAUUGAACCCCGAAGAUGACAUUCAGAAAAUGGCACUACAAAUCGUUUUUAAACCAGAAAUCCAAAAAAGACUAGAUUUAUUCAGACAUGCGUGGAACAACCAUAGACUAAGAACUGCUAACAAUCGUACACCAACACAUAUUUGGAUGGAGGGCAUGCUAGCCAACAGGGAGCAACAUUCAACAGCUAUAGACAAUGUCUUUGGAAAUGAUCCCUACAGCCAAGAAAAUAUUGAAAAUGGCUUGGCAAGACAUGGCAUACGGCUCGAUCAGUUGCAAGCAAACAAUGAUGAUCUUGAACGAGCAGUGAUAGUGCCACAACCACACAUUAUCCUGAGCUCUGAACAACAGCAAGAUCUCCAAAAUGCAAUGACUGGAACAACUGACUUAAAGGACAGGUAUCUGCUUUGUGUUAGACAGAUUCAAAACAUGCUCUAAUUGAAAGAACAUAAUGUGACUACAAAAAACUAUUAAGUGUGAGGGGAUAUUAUUCACUAUUACUGUAAAUGAUAGGCUACAAGAUAUAACUCCAAGAAUAAACGCCCGUUUCAAAGAA
Molecule: messenger RNA, 1637 nt
Organism: Gymnodraco acuticeps
Lineage: Eukaryota; Metazoa; Chordata; Actinopteri; Perciformes; Bathydraconidae
Exons: 4
Coding region: 59-1519 (486 amino acids)
Biological process (GO): DNA integration
Molecular function (GO): nucleic acid binding
Source: RefSeq, a predicted model, not a curated record